AUGCCGGAACAUGAGCAACGGGAAUUGGUUCAGGCUUAUUUCGAUCCCCUUACCGAUGCCAAUGGGGUGAGAUACUGGCACAGCGACCGCAGCGAGCAGCUCUUGUACUUCCGAUCACCAGAGCAGAUCUGGGUCCUGAGCAGUGCUGCGCAGCCGAAGGUGCCAAUUGCCGGCUCAACGGACUUCAGAGAGUGGAGCCUUGGUUUUCACCUUCACCUUCCGAAAACAGCUGAAACCUUUGUCGGGGAGCUAUAUCAAUACUUCGGCCAGCACAAAGACAGCCCUUGCUUCAAGCGUUGGAAGCUGCCGCAGCUCUUCCUGUUGAAGUCCAUCGCUGGACUAUGGGUUAUAAGAGGCCCGUCCUGCAAGGACCUGUGCACCAGCAGCAAUCUGAUAGACAAGAGAAUUGAGAGGGCCAGCUGCACAGUGGCAGAGGAAUGGCCGGAGCCGCCGGAGCCUGCAUCCUCUUCUACACCGGCGCAGCCCGAAGCUGAUAAGAAGCGCAGGGUUACAAUUGGGUAUAACAUGGAGCGGGUGCGGCAGUAUGUGAAGGAUGAGCAUGCUCGCGGUCUGCUAACAAGAGAGGGCGAGGACUGCGACAUGAAAGUAAAAUACGCAGUGUUUGGACGGGCGUGUUACAAGCCGUCUGAUAACGUCGCCGCCGUGCUAUUGAGUCCCAAGAGCACCGACUAUGUGCUUGAUCUGGGCGCCCACAUCGGCACGAUUUUGGCAUAA
Symbiodinium necroappetens is the source of this 735-nucleotide messenger RNA. The record is from the annotation of a GenBank genome assembly. NCBI's taxonomy places the organism in Eukaryota, Dinophyceae, Suessiales, Symbiodiniaceae.